GCCGGUCUAUCCAACACCAACUUCCCAACUCGUGGAUACUGCACAAUUGAAUUGCAUCUUCGCAGCCAUUAAUAUCGACAAAAGGCGACUGAUGCUGAAUAUUACGGUCAAUUGAGGGACACCAUGGGCGGUGAAGAAGGAGGUGCAUCCCGUAAACGAACGAACAACGCGUGCCUGCGAUGUCGCAGCCGGAAAGUCAAAUGCUCAGGAGAUUAUCCCUGUAGCAACUGUACUCGCCGCUCUGUUGAGUGCCAAUUUGGGCCAGAUGAGAAGAAGGUCGUAGUAUCAGAGAGUUAUCUAUUAGAACUAGAGCGGAGAUGUUCUCUGAUCGAAUCUGAGGAAAGGAUAGUACACCCGCCUGCAAAGAGGAUUAGGCCUUCGCGAUCAUCGUUUUCUGACGGAUCUGAUUAUGAACGUAAUGAUAACUUCAGGGUGGACCAAAGCCUACUUCGAGCCUCAAGUGCAGGUCGUCCAUCAAGCAAUUCUCAAACUCUGACUGAUUUACCACAACCAAAUGAGGAUGAGUCGGAUUACAAUGAAAUCCGUAAUCCACUGGUUGCCAGAACGUCAAAUAUUGUCACUGACCCAGUUGGUAGAAUGCGCUGGCUUGGUCCCUCCUCGACAUGGGCAUACAGCCGUCACGUUAUACUCAUGAUGUGGAAGCAUCUUGGGCAAUAUGAAGAGAACAACACUUCUCCCCGAGUAGACGCGCAAGCUAUUUCGCUCGACUGGCCCUCGGUCUGCCAGAUCGACACUCCAACUCGUGCCAGUAUUCCAUCAUUCGAUCAUGCUAAAUAUCUUACCAGUACCGUAGAGUUCCAUCUCUGUCAAACAUACCAUUUGUUUGAUGUAGCACCCUUUAAGGUAAGACUGAAUGAGCUUUAUAGACAAGAGGUGUCAACCGUACAAAAGACAAGUUCGAACUUAUGGUACAUCCAUUUUCUUCUUGUCAUGGCCCUAGGGAAAGCUCUUUUGGCACCAGUAGACGUGUCCGACUAUCCUGCUGGCAAAGAUCUCUUUACACAGGCGCUGGAGCUACUUCCGAAUGCUCAUGGUCUGUAUCAGGAUCCGUUGCAGUCCAUCGAGAUACUCUGUUGUCUUGCUUUAUAUUUACAAUCCGUGGACCACCGGAAUAGCGCUUACCUAUAUAUCGGACAAGCCGUUAGAAUUGCAUUGUCGCAAGGCCUACAUCGGGAACGUUCGGUAGAUCAUCUCAGCAGUGAGGAAAUGCAUCGAUCUCGCUGCAUAUGGUGGACUGUGUACAUGCUUGAUUGCAAAUUCGCCUCUUCUAUGGGCGCUCCGAUCUCAGCUCGGGAUAGCGAUAUCACCGUGGAACUUCCUCAACCCAGAGACACAACAGAGACAUUUGAUGAUUUUAACGCUCAUGUAGCAUUGACACGGAUUUUCGCAAAGAUCUUGAGCACAAUUUACAGCGCAAAUGGCAGGCUCGACCGUCCUCUCAUCAAAAGCAUUCAGCAAGUUCUCAGGGAGCUGGCUCAGCUAUCGGAUCAAAUGGCCACCAAGUUCGAAUUUAGAAUCGGUGAAUCUAAUCCCACGUCAAGAGUUUCAGCAACGUUGAACCUAUUUUAUCAUCAGUGCGUAGUACUAGCAAUUCGGCCCAUCCUCGUUCAUCUCCUCGAAGAUCUCCUCAAAGUUCGUCGCCACACGGUUCAAGAGCUUGCAACCCCCAUCAAAGCACUUUUAAAAACCGCAUACGAGUCGGCAAGCAGAUCUCUUCGUAUUCUAUCGCAUCUGCAAUCGCAACAUCUGCUGGAAACCUUUCUCCCCUUUGAUCUCGAACAGACUUUCUCCUCUGCGUUUGUUCUCACGCUGAUGUCUGCUCUUCCUGGUCAUCCCCAUCGCCUCAAUGAAGAAUACGUACAUAGCGCAUUCAAAGUCAUCGAUGCGAUGAUUCACCACGGGAACGUCGUAGCACGCUUCCGCAGAGAGGACCUCCAGGAGUUACAGAAGGCAAUGAGUCAGUGCUUAGUGGAGAUCCAUGGGUCCGAUGAUACGCCUAGGGAGGCCAGGGAUGAAGAUACCACGAUUACAUCAAGAGAGGCGUGGGAGGGAUUAGAGGCUGAUUACAAUCUGUCAAGCGACCAAUUCCCGAAUCUCCAUGAUUCACUAGAUAUGGAAUCUGAUCAGAUGACCUACAUUGACGAUUUUCUUAGCUGGGAACCGGCAGUAUUGGAACAUUCAGCUAAUCAGCUCGCGACUGACUGGCUAUGGGCUCAUACUGGAACAGGGCCGAUAGCAGAGUAGUAUUACCUUAUCGGAGUUAUCUUGCCACUUUUCAGAUACUGUACGAUCGAGCCUAGUUUAGGUGGCGGGUCUCGAAACCGAAGCUAUUUGGCCUGGUCAAUUUCGGGUUCCUCGCCCGAGGCUGGCGUCGGUGCAAGCAUAGUGAGCUAGCGGAAACUCCAACCGCGC
Aaosphaeria arxii CBS 175.79 is the source of this 2433-nucleotide messenger RNA. RefSeq lists its product as uncharacterized. NCBI's taxonomy places the organism in Eukaryota, Fungi, Ascomycota, Dothideomycetes, Pleosporales. The transcript has 8 exons. Gene Ontology annotation, biological process: regulation of DNA-templated transcription; DNA-templated transcription. Bases 124 to 2265 code for a protein of 713 amino acids. Gene Ontology annotation, molecular function: DNA binding; zinc ion binding; DNA-binding transcription factor activity, RNA polymerase II-specific. The record is from RefSeq and is a predicted model, not a curated record.